GUUAAAAGGUUUAGUUUAGGGCUCCUAUCAUGAUUUUAACCACCAAGAACGACUCCGACAGCUCGGUUGUUCCGUGUAACAUGGACAUCAAGACGAUCAUGCUUUGAAAUAAGUAAAUUCUUUCGGUCGGAAGUUAUAAUUCUUUCGGUCCCUCUCGUCCAGCACAAAACCCUUCGUCGCAGAUUAAGGCGGUCAACAUCAACAGACAGUCAUCUAAGUCCAUCCCUACUGGUAUGACAAGAACUACUACCCAUCAUGAUUAUAUCAGAAACAAAAAAACAACCCGCGCUGUAGUCCCCCCUGAAAGAAUUUAGAAUAGUAAAGCGCGCAGAUGUUGAAUGAAUCGAAGAAGGAAAUUGCACCUUCUUCACCCGUUCAAGUAGAUCUCCCCUACAACUGCAGGGUACAGCUGCCGUUUCCUGCAGUUUUUCUUCCCUAGAUGUGUUAUUUCAAAAAGAAAGAGCUUAAGUAAGUAGGCAAAGUACGGCUACGGCAUUCGUAUAAAUAUUAUCAAAAACAAAACACAAUAGUACAUCGCAAAGAUCAUGUCGGGGGCUGGACAUAACCCGAGCACGCUGAACUCCACCAGCCUGGUGGGCAGCGAUGGCUACAACGAAAAGCAAUACACUGCCUUGCGGGAGCCGCGAGGAGAUGGAAGUGAACUCUUGCCACUCGAUUACUUCAGGAAUUCCACGGCCUCCGUGACAUGUAUGGGAGUGUCAGGAUCGAAAUCGACAAAAUCGAAAAAUUUGUCAUGCACAAAAUGUAGAGCACUGAAGGCCUGUGUUGGGGAGCAGGCAUAUGGGACCGAUUGCGAGCCUGUUUAGGCGUAUGCAAUGUGGUACCAGAGUAGCAUGACAGGAGCAGCCUUCUUUGCCCAAACAGCAUGACAGACUGGAUUUGGGUGCUCCCGCAAUUUGUCAUGCGCCACUUGGAAACUGAGGCCCCAACUGGCAUCGAUUUUGUGCAUCACAAGUUUUUCGAUUUUGUCGAUGUCGAUCCUGACACUCUCAUAACAUGUCCCGUCUACGCCUACUACAAAUACCAGCCGCAGGUGGCCGAGGUUUGCCUGCACUGCCCCCGCAUUGUCCGGCUCUGGCAGGACAAGAAAGACGACCCGAACGCCCGGCAGCAGGCGUCCAAGCUUAUCAGAUGAAUGCACAAGAACUUCAACUCCCCCUCACUUGUAAUGCAAAACACCAACAAAUCCACGCGUUGCCUGUGCCUCUUGGCACUGUUCGCAUGACAAGUUCUGGCAGGGCCCAAAUGGCACUACACUCCUGUGCAAUAAAUUUGUCAUGCAAAUAAACCUGCACUAUUGCUGACGCUCCUUGUAUUGCAGUUCAUGCCAUACAAAUGAGGGGAGGGGGAGAAGUUGUGCACUGUUAUAAAGCUACUGGGCGUGUCCGAAGCGGCGCUGGAGAAAAAGGGCGUGCCCCUAUGCAUUGCAAAUUUGUCUAGGUGUGGAAGUAGAGUUCCAACUUGUCAUGCAAAGUCUGGAUCACGGGAACAAAAUCUAUGUUGUUGCGCGAUUGCCAUCAAAAGGUGCCAAGGGUUGAACAAGUUGAGAGGGAGUAGUUGCUUCUCUUGCAGCACAGGCAUGAUGCAGUGACAGGUCUCAACACAAAAUGUGUCAUGCUACGACCUGCAGCAUUCCCGACCUUAAUAAGGUUGAGAACAAUGCUGCAGGUCCUAGCAUGAUAGGACCUGCGUGACAAGUCUUGCAAAUGCAAUCCCCCAUCCCCAGACAUGUUUGCGUUUGCCGUGGAUAGCUUGCCGGCAUGAUCUGCCGGGAGGGGGGGCUGAAGCUGUGCCGUGCGGGCUACUACUGUCCAGACGUGGGUACGGAGCUCCAGGCGCCGAAGGGCUUUUACACGCGCUCCGGCUGGACUGAGCCCCGAGAAUGUAUCGGGCCCACGUGGCUGCGCGUAUGAACUGCAAAAGUAUCCGAUACUUGUAUCAAUGCAUUACAAAUUUGAAUUUCAUCCUCAGCAUGAGAAAUAAAAUUUGUAGUGCGGAUUUACUUUAGCAAAGGGAUUUGUAAUACAUGAUUGCAAUACGAGUGCGAUACUGUUGCAAUGCAUAGCGCGACUGCCAUACCAACUACCGGGAGCCGCCCUGGCAGGAGCGUGGGACCUUCUUUUCCGCUAUCACAGGAAAAAGCGUUAACGUUAACGGAGUUUGUGAUGCAGUAAUGCAUCACAAAACGUGCCAAGAUUUCUCAUGCAUAGCAUGCACGCUAGGCAAAAUUUGUGAUGCAUAUUUGCAAUCUAUGAAAACCGUGAACGUUAACACUUUUUUGUUUGAUAUCCGCCUUUUUUGCGGAGCCGGUGAUAGUCGAAAACUAUUCCAACUUACCCACCAAGCUGAAAACCACCAAGGGCUACUCGGCGCCGGAGAUCCACGACGAAUUGUUUUGGCUCCUCGCGGUCUUCAUCUUCCUGAUGGGUGUUUUUUCAAUAUUUUGCCUGCAAACCUUUCGCGAGUACGUGAUGAGCGGCAAACUGCCCCGGUCCUGGGAACAGUAUGGAUUGCAAAAGUAUCGUUAUGUAUAAAUUGCAUCACAAAUUUCGGCAAGAACAGAAGUGGAAUUUGUAAUGCUGUUUCAGCGAUUUCGAUUUGGAAAGAGAUUUGCCAUGCAUGAUAACUGCAAUUAUCUACUUAUACGAGUGCGACACUUUUGCAGUGGAUAAAGAGAUCAAAAAAGCCUAUCUCCCCGGCGGUAGUCACAAGCGGUCUGGCAAGCGUCGAGACAAACAGUUUCAGAGGCGGUAUCAAAUGUAAAAAUGUCUGGGUCUUGAAAGUUGGAGCUUGUAAUGCUAGCUUUACAUUACUGGAAAAUCUGUAUAAUUGCAUAAGGAACAAGGGACGCAGCUACUUUUGUCAUGCAAGAACGCAGUUUCUCAUGCGGAAUUUCUAUGAGAAAGCAUUCUGGAAAGUUGUCAUGCUGGGCUGCAUUCGGAAGUGUUUCCAUCAUCCACAUUUUAGCAUCACAAGUUUCCAGACCCAGACAUUUUUGCAUUUGAUAGGCGGCGGGACCGGCUGAAAGCCUUUGUCUCGGACCACGACAAGAAUUUUACGGAGGGGGAUGCGGAUAUCGCAAGAAAAAAACUGUUUCACUGUAAACGUGCAAUGCAGAAAAUGCAUCACAGAAGUGUUUGUCUCGCUACACAUGCAAGACAAGCCGUGUGUUUUUCCCUUUGAGGGAUCCUCACAUGGCCAGUUUUCUUUGUCAUGUGUAGUAACAGAGUUGUAAGGCCAAACUUGCAGAAAUUUUGCAGCAAAAUCCAUACAGCGAGACAGUUUUUUCGUACGAUAGCGGAGGAUGACGAAGUUUAUCACCUCCGCGACCUAGAGGAGGAGCUGUUGCACAUGCUGGGCUACGAGCUAAAGGAAGAGAAUCUCCUGGUGGAGACGGGCCUGCUGCAACAUAAUCAAGGUCACCAGCAUCUAGUAUCGACGGUGGUGGACGACCCAAGUCAUGUUGGCGGAAGAAGCGUCAAGAACAAGAUUAAAAAACCUUCCGGAGAUGUUAAAGGGGAGCAAGCGACGGGGGAAGAACUCGUCUUGCAGGACAACUACUCAUCUUCCGCUCUUCCUCCAGGGUCUUUCUCUGUGACGAAACGGGCUGAAGGAAGUGCGGUGGUCGAAGCGGGUGAUAAUAUCCUACUUGAUGGAGUGGUUGUAGAAGACAACGACCUGUCCUAUACCCCGCUCAGGUGUUACAAUCUCAAACGUUACGAAUAGAAUAAUGGAAAUCUGUGUUGCCAGAGUGCAUGAUCUAGCCAACUCUCAUAGGAUUGCGCAUGACAAGUUCCGGAGUCGGGAGUCCCAAACCCCACUACAAUCUGGCGAAAUUUGUAUUGCAGAAAGUGGAACGCUCUGCGAGUCUGUCAUGCUCAUCAUGCAACACAAAACCCAGAUUCUAUUGUAAAGUUUGAGAUUGUAACGUUUGAGCAGGUCAUAUGUCCUUUCACAGUGGCGAAGAGGGCGAGGAAGAGGAAGAUGAAGAACAAUGCCAGCAGGACCGAGAAACCUCCGACCAGCAUGAUGUUGUCCAAUUUAUGCCUUCAUCUUCCCGCUCGAAAAAUCCGAAAGCUGAGGGCGAGCAGGCGGCCUUGUCAACAACCUCUUCGAAGCAGGGCAAUAUCAGUGUUAUUUCUGCGAAAUCCCGUGCGAUGCAGGUGCAGCAAAAACAGCAGGCCGCACGGGCCGCUGCGGGAACAGUGUCAGUGUCGAUGAAUCCAAAUGCAACAGUAGCUUCCGUUGCAGCUGGUGGAACUUUUCCCAAGAAGGUGCGGUUAAUCAAUGAAGUGGAUGUUGAAAAACAACCGUCCCGACUGCGUCACGAAGAAGGGGUGGAACUACAGCCGGUAAGAACAACAUCUUCCAAGCCUUCUAUGUCCUCUCCAAGGACAGAAAUAUCAAAACCUGUUCCAGUCGAUGUAGGAGCCCACAGCUCCGAUGAAGAGCCCGUCGUCCCCCCAGCCCUGCGCAUCACGUUUGAAGACCUGGACUUCACGGUCGGACCGUAUCAACUGUAAAAAUGUCUGGGUUUGGAAGAAUGCAAGUUUGUCAUGCUUGUCUGGCAUGACUCGAGAAUGUGUGUUGCUUGGGCACGAAAAACCCUCUUACCUGUCAUGCGAAAACGCAGUUUGCCAUGCGGAACACGUAAGACAUGGUUUGUAUGAUGAGGUCGCCGAAAGUGCUGCCUCGCCCACCCCCCGGCGAGGGGAUCCUUGACCUGUGGCGCUGGGUGCGGGUGUCCACUACAUGAUGAUGACGUAAGACAUGGCAGCCAAAAAAUUUGUCAUGCGUAGCUGCGUAUUGCAGUGCGUCUACCAUUCAUUUUUAGCAUUACAAGUUUCCAGAGCCAGACCCAGACAUUUUUGCAUUUGAUAGACCGAAAGCCGUGCUGAAAUCGGUCAAAGGCUCCUUCGCCCCCGGCUCCCUCGUCGCGGUGAUGGGCGCUUCCGGGGUAUCGCGAGGAAAAAGCCCCCCUCCCCAUAUUGAUGACAAGGUACGUUUUCGGAAAUUUGUGUUGCUGUUUUGUGGCCACAAAUCACGCCUGUCUUGCAAGGAGGCAACCCCACAGACAACCGCCGCGCUAUGCGUUCGCUUUGUCGUGCUGUUGGGCCUACAGGAGCACGGACGUUUUUCAUGCUAGGCGCCUAGGCCAGAGCCUCUCUACUCAGGCUUGAUAUGGGUCAUCUGCAGUCCUCUCCAGCAAGACAAAGCUGAUUUGUGUACGCAGGUCCGGCGUCAGAAGUUUCGUUUUUAUGUGGGGAGGGGGGAUUUUUCGUUUUGAUAUUGGGCGGGAAAAACCUCCUUUGUGAAUGUCGUGGCAAACAAACUCCAGUCUUACGCAAAUGCCGGGCAGUUACGAAUCGACGGGCAAAUCCGGCUGGGGCUCGUGGAGGACGGCUGUCAACAGUUCCCGUCCGAGGUUGGCUACGUUCCGCAAGACAAUGUGAUGUUUGACGAACUUUCGGUGUGGGCCAACCUCUAUUUCGCCGCCAAGCUUCGCAUGCCGAAGGGGACCGAGGACCAUAAGAUCCGCAAAACGGUCGACAACGUGCUGAAGAUUCUGGAAAUCGAUCAUGUCCGGAAUAGUCUAGUCGGUGGCGUGGAGCAACGGGGGAUAUCUGGCGGGGAGAAGAAACGGGUGAGUAUCGGAAUGGAGUUGGUCGCAUUACCACGCGUGCUGUUUCUCGAUGAGCCGACGUCCGGUUUGGACGCGGCGGCUUCCAUGAAUGUCUGCCGAUGCUUACGAAGAUUGCGGAAAUUCAAUGUUACCACGGUCUGUGUCAUCCACCAACCACGGCAGUCGGCUUUCUUACUCUUCGACCAGUUGCUGUUAUUGGCGAAGGGACAAGUGGUGUAUCUCGGGUCCCCGUUUGGCGCCAUCGAGUACUUCAUCCGGCUCGGGUUCCCGUUCACCACCGGGGAGAAUGCGGCCGACUGGGUGUUGGACGUGCUGGAGGGGUUACACACUUGUCGCUUCGACGACAAGGGAAAUCGGGCGAUCGACUACGCAGCGGAGCUAUCCUGUGCAACAGCAUCGUACUCGUACUAGACGCAGUCACGCAAGACAAAUUUCUUAGUCAAGCUAAAUCAGCAUGAGAAAUUUCAUUUGUUGUGCUGAGCUAAUUUGUAUUGCAAUCCUACCACGAGUACGAUACUUUUGCAGUUCAUAGGAGCAGUCCGGAAACAACGACAAUGGUGCCCGAGGUGCACCGGGCACGAAGAAAUCCCUGAAAGUGAUCAUUUAUCCUGAGUAAAAACGUCCCCACACGACCAGAGUUAAGAUGGAAAAUCUGCUAGACAAAUCGACCAGCUUUGGUUAUUUCGCAUGACAAGUUUCGAUCCUCGUAGUGUAGUCCUCGUUUUAGCUAGUUCAGCAGCAUCACAGAUCUAGCGCAUCGUGCUGGUUCUAGCAUCGCAAACCCCAUCAAAACGUCACGACUAUAAAACGCUUCUCAUGGCGGAUAUGGGUUUUCCCGCAUGAGAAACUUUUUUGGCAUGCAGAUUUGCGUAACAGCUCUGGGUUGGGGACGUUUUUAUUCAGAAUAUCAUUUCCGAGGCCAUCAGCGAUCAUUGGCGCCUUCGUAUCGCAAGAAAAAAGUGUUACAGUUACACAUUGUGUUGCAAGACCGGCAACACAGACAACCUUUCUCAUGCAGGAAAUGCUUGGGAGCCUCGUUUCCUCGCUGUUUUCCCUUAUGGCCUUCGCAUUACUCUGCCACACAGAGAAAAUUUGUGAUGCAGAAACUCCAGCAAAUGUGUAAACUGUAACGCUUUUUUCUCGUGAUACUUCGCGAGUCCAAGCACCGCUUUGGGGACGCAACGCUCACGGAAUUGGAGACGCUGGAACGCAUUGCCAGCUAUUUUCUGCCGCGGGAAAACAGAAGCACCGCGGUUGCAGCGGCCCGCGACGUAGGUCUUUCAUCAGCACAGCAGGGGAAUAAACAACUCGAUCACCAGCAGCGGCACCAGCAGUCGCAUCAGGACAUUGACUACAUUAACAAGCGAAGCCAAAGGAGCAACCAGCCUUUGUCCACCGCGGGAGUCGCCUUUAGAGCUGCGGGAUCUUCGCAAAAACCCCCGCGGGGACACAGAGAAGGCAAAACUCAAAACCAUGAUCAACAUCUACUUAUGGCGGUCUCAAAUCAGUUACAUUCUGAACUGUUACAUGAAUUAUUGCAAAAAUGCAAGAACAGUAACAGUCAAAGGGGCAAGCUUGCUGCUUUCGCAUCACAGCAGAUUUGGCACAGAUUUAGAUGCUGUUUAGCCCUUGUUCGGAGAUUUGUCAUGCUAAGUAUAGCUUGAUCUUCGUCACUCAGUGACCGCCAGUGACGGUCACUGGCGGGCUAGGGUCGUAGUUUUCCUUGACAAAAAAUCCCAUACAUAACAGUUGAGAAUGUGCCUGAUUUGAGAAUCUCAUACAUCUUAGUGAUCAGCGGUUAACUCGCGCGGCCACGCUUGAGGAUGAGGACUAUGAUGACGCGUUAUUCCAAACGACCCCGCCCGUGAUGCCAAAUAGGAAGAUGAGCAGCGCAGAGAUGGCGGCGAUGUUCCUCAGUAAAAGCAACAGCAAGAGUACACUAUUAAAACUUGCAAAUGCGAGUCCCCUCCACCAGCACCCAGAGGGCGAGCGGAGGAGCGGCGGACCGACCACGGUGGAACAAAAUUAUGAUUCAUCGGACCCGGAAACGAGGACAACGACAAGUGCGGAUAUAAUUCCUCGCUCGGGCAGAAGCACUACUACCACCACCACCACCAGCUACCGUACCAAAGGCGUCACCAGCACCGUACGGCUUGCUCUUGCGCAGCAAACGGCCAAGGGCCGCCUUUCAAGAUCUACCAGCACUCCCGGCAGAAAUAGAAUGACAAGCACAUCCAGAAUGCUGACUACACCGAAUGCUCGUUUAAUGUUCCUCGGAGGGUCCACCUCGCAGGAGCCGCGCCAGAUGUUCAGUCGGGGAAGAAGUACUCGGAAGAGUAACUACGACCGGCGGACGACGCACUUAGCGCCACCUUUGCCCGAGAGCAGGCUGUUUUUCAAUGGGGAGGAGUACGAGAAAUGGCAGGAGUUGGAAAUUUUAUUUCGGAUCCUUUUCAACGUUGAUGAGGAGGAGGAGGAAGACGAGGGCUUGGGAAGCGAGAGUAAUUCCUACACGGAAGAGGAACAAGACUAUGAGAGUGCACAACUCCCACCUCUCCCCGCCCUCAUUUGUCAUUGCAAAAUACCAAAUCCAAGCACUGGUCUGUGAUAUUGUGUUCGCAUGACGGAUUCCGGAAGCUGCUGCUGCCCAAAGAACAGUACUUACAUUACAGAGUACUACAUUACGUUCUAUGCACGGGCUCCACAGGUCGUGUGGGUGUUUGUAUUGCUGUCCAAGCAACAAUACAAAUGAGGGGGAGGGGGCCGAGUUCUUGUGCCCUGUCAUAAAGACAACCAAGAACAACCCGGUGGUGGAGCACGCUUUCGCACGCAUGUGGUUCGAAGCCGCAUUGACCCCGACCACGAGUUAGAGAGCCUCCAGUCGACGUCGAGCGCCAUUAGUUCUUCACGGGGCUUCGUCAGCACUGCUACUAUAAACAAGCCUGGACCACGUGGUCGACAUGAUAAACUGCCGAAAAGAUUUUGGAACUCCGCUAUCAAAAGGAAAAUGCCCCCUCCCCAUAUCGAAAACGAAAUGUGUCUGUGUGAUGCUGUAUUUGAGUACACAAAUCGACUUGUAUUGCUAGAAGGCCAAAAGACGCAUCUGUGGCCUGAAUUGCACGCAAUUUGUCAUGCUGUUUCACACUUCCAGUUGCCUCCUGUCAUGCUGAAGAUGCAAGGCUUUCCCACGCCAGCCAGCGCUACAGUCCGCAUCUUUUGCCUUCGAGCAUGACAAAGCUGAUUUGUGGCCACAAAUCUGCAUCACAGACUACCGCUUUGAUAUGGGGAGGGGGGAUUUUUCUUCUUGAUAUCCGCCCUGAUCGCGCUUUCCGUCGAGGACGUCCAAGAUGUGCUGGAAGACGUUCUCUCCCGGCCGAUUUCGCACAAACUGGUGCGCGAACUGCUGGACAGCUACGAGGCCGAAUUUGCAAUGAAAUUCCCGAAGGCUCUCACGCAGUUGGACGCAGCGACAAGUGGGCCUCGUGCUAGUAGCCCUUCCUUCGGCGCGCAUCAAAUUCAAAUUCAGACUCACACAACUGUGGCGCGACGUGCUGAGGGUAGUUCUGUAUCACGAGGAAAAAUCCCCCCUCCCCAUAUCAAAAGGAAGUUUCUGAUGCUGGAUUUGCGUUUACAAAUCAGGUCUGUCUUGCAGUAGAGGACAGCAGGCUCCUGCCAAGCCUGAGUAGAGAGCUUUUGGCCUAGGCAGUUAGCAUGAGAAACGUGUAUGCUGUAGGCCCAACAGCAUCACAAACCGCCCGCAUAAUGCGGCAGAGCCUGUGGAGUUGUCUUCUUGCAAGACAGACGUGAUUUGUGGUCUCAAAUCAGCAAGACAAAUUUUCGGAGACAUACCUUUUCGAUAUGGGGAGGGGGGAUUUUUCCUCUCAAUAUUCUGGGCAGGCCCCUACCACGGCAAUGGACUACUUGCCGGAGGUGCAGCGUGGUGGACCCAAUUAUACUGAUUAUCAAAUGCAAAAAUGUCUGGGUCUGGAAGCACGCGAACUUGUGAUGCGCAUUUCACUGCACAGACAAAUCUCUCAUGCAUAGGCAGCAAAAGGUGCCCAUUUCCUGUCACCAAAAUGGGGGACUUGUCAUGCAGAUUAAGCAAUGCGGAAGCUUCUCGAAAUAUGUGAUGCUAGGGCUUCCAUGAGAAGCAUUUUGCGUCAUGCAAAAACAGCAUGACAAAAAUCUGCAUUCUUCCAGACCCAGACACUUUUGCAAUCCAUACUGAUGGAAGUGCUGCGACGUCGCGACCGACGGUCGCUUCGACCGGGAGCGAGAACAUGUCCGUGGGCCUUCCCGAGCGCGGAACUGGUUCGCAAAUGAACCACGACGGCGGCAUAUGCAUUGCAAAUAUGUCUGGGUCUGGAAGAAUCCGAACUGCGCAUGCUAAAUCUGAGUCGUGAAAAAAUCUGUGUUGCAUGAACCGCACAAGUUAAUCCAUUUCUUGCCACGCAAAAGGCAAACUUCUCAAGCGGAGUCGGGCAUUAAGAAGCUCAUGCAAAAUUCCUACCGCUUCGGAUCAGCUUCUGGGUGCAUUCGUUCCCGUCCAUCUUUGUGGUUCGCGAGAUGCAUGACAUCACACCUCGCACUCCUCCAGAUGUUCACCCAGACAUGUUGGCAUUUGAUACGGCAUGAUGUUACCUCAGAACAACAAAAGCGUGCAGAUUGGGUUGAAUGGUCGUGCUACUGACAGCAAGAACUCUACUGCAGGCGAUGUUCAGAGCAGAGGAACCAACCAGGCCGCGACCAUCCAGCCGGGGCGCUCCAACAUUCUGCGGCACUUCUUCUCGGACGGCAAAAGUAGUAUUCCAAGCUCUGCUGGCGCGAAGACCACGUGGCAGGGGAAACUACUAACCAAAGCGGGUACAACUUCGACCACAAACAUGAGUGGCGAUAGUACAAGUCACUUCGCGUCCUCUCUGUUACGAGAACCAACCCGACCGUCUUCAAUAAACUCUGGCCCAGGAGGGCAAAUCCAAUUCGUGAACAACGAGGAAUUUGUCCACCCCGGAUCAAUAUCAAAUGUAAAAGUGUCUGGGUCUGGAAGGAUGCAAACUUGUGAUGCUGUCUUUGGAUUCUAAAGAAAAAUGUAUUGCAUGACCAGCAAGAGGAAUCCAGUUUGUACUACGUGGGGAAGACAUUUCUCAUGCGCAACAGGCAUCAGGAAGUCCUCUAAAAAUCUGUGAUGCUGGACCAUGCAUUACAGGCAUCAGGGGUCAUGCAAAAUAUGCAUGACAAGCCUCUCACUCUUCCAGACCCAGACAUUUUUGCACUCGAUAAUCAAGAGGCCAGAAGGUCGAAUUUCUCGAGCAGGAGCAUAUGAAUUUUCCGGCGUAUCAAAUGUAAAAAUGUCUGGAUCUGGAAGGUUGGAACUUGUGAUGCUAACUUUGGACUCUAAAAAAAUCUGUAUUGCAUGACCAGCAAUAGGAGCCCAGUUUGUGCUACGCGGGGAGGCAAUUUGUCAUGCGGGAUAGGCAUCAGGAAGGCCUCUAAAAAUAUGUGAUGCCAGAUCAUGCAUUACAGACAUCCUGAGUCAUGUAGAAUAUGCAUGACAAACCUGGCAACCUUCCAGACCCAGACAUUUUUGCAUUUGAUACGGCCCAACAAGAAAUAACAAGACAAAACUUUCGCACCAGGCCCCCCACGACCACAUACGGAGUAGUUCAUCCGCCCACGAACAAGUCUAUUAUGCACCACCGCUGCUCCCUCGCCGCCCUCGUGUACGGCCUGGGGCAGCAGAUGCGGCAACAAAAUUCCGGUCCCGGGGCCGGCACGGUGGUUGGCGUCGGCGACUACUUGGCGCUAGAUGCGGAGGAACGGCGGGGCAUCUGGUUGCGGUCGCAGACCAUGAGCGACGCGGAGCUAUCAACUGCAAAAAUGUCUGGGUCUGGAAGAUUCCUACAUUUGUCAUGCGUGUCUGACAUGACUCAAGAAACUGUGAUGCAUGGACCCGAAGCGGUCCUCUUACCUGUCAUGCAAAAACGCAGUUUGCCAUGCGGAACACGCAACAGAUAGGAGCCCAAAAAAUUUGUCAUGCUCUGCUCCGUAUUGCAGUGGAACCCUCAUUGUUCACUUUUAGCAUUACAAGUUUCCAGAGGACCCAGACAUAUUUGCAAUGCAUAGAAGCGGGCGCAGUACGAAAGUUACGGCGACGGCGGGUUAAUCCAAAGGAUUAAACCCUUGUUAUCGAACCAAUUGUUAAUUCUGUCUCUCCGCGCUCUGUGCCAGUUCCGGGUCCCGCUGUUCAUCUCCAACAUCGUGCUGGCGACGGUGGCGGGAAUGCUGACCGGGAUUUUCACGGGCGGGGGGGAGGAGCUGUUCUACACGCCCUGGCCAACGAUGAUGAUUGGCCCGGUGCUACCCUGUGUAAAAACGUCCCCAACCCAGAGUUGUCAUGCAAAUCUGCAUGCUCAAAAUGUUUGUCAUGCGGAACCCCAUGCGAAGCAUUUUGUGGCUGUGUUUUGGAAUUUGUAAUGCGCCAUUUUUUUAGCAUGAUAUACUAGAUCUGUGAUGCUGCUGAACUACCUCCAACAGCACUACACUGCCACUCCAAAUUUGUCAUGCAAAACAACCAAAACUCGUGGACUUCUCUAGCUGAAUCCCCAUCUUGACGUAUGGGGUGGGGACGUUUUUUCAUAGGAUAGGUGCUGCUGUUUCAACUGUUAGUUUCCGCCGCCUCGCUGGAAGUCUUUUGCUACGAGAAAACGCCGGUCGCGCGGGAAAUUCCGCAGAUUUCAGCGUUAGCCUACGCGCUCGCCCGGAUGGGGAUCCCCUGUGUUCCGCUGCUGUGGAGCUAUAUCCUGUGCAAAAACUAUUGGGCCCACACGACUCCAGAGUUGUCAUGCAGAUUUGCAAUUACAGGAAAACUUGCGAGCAUGCGCUUCCCCAUGAGAGGCAUUUUUGUUUUUCAGCGUGUUUUGGCAUUUGUCAUUAAAGUUAUGCUGAUGUAAACAGCAGAAGAAGAUAUUAAAGAUUGUGGCGCAGUUUUCCCUUUCCUUGAGCUAACCAGCACUACAAUGCAGAUGAGCGAUGAAACUUGUCAUGCGCGACUCCCAACUGGAGUUGGGGAUUUGUGUUGCUGUUAAUUUACCAUCUUCACUCUGGGGUGCUGUGGGCCCCGUUUUUAUUACACAGGAUAAGCCACCCCUUCGCGUUUGCCUGCAUGUAUUGGGGCUUUGCGGUCUGUGACAUCUUUGUCACGGACGCCAUUCUUGUGUUUGCCGUCUUUUCGUACUACGUAACCGGCCUUGCCAUGUGGAUGACAUUGUGCUUCGAAAACCACCAGAUUGGGACCAUGAUGGGCAUUGUCUUCCCCGCGUUUUUGUCGGUCAUGCUCGGCGGCACGGCCGGUUUACUCUACCCCGACAUGACGCCCGCGUUACAAGCUGUCGCGUUCUUCGCCCCCUCCCGCUGGGCGACGAUGAGUUGGAUUAUCGCAAGAAAAAACUGCUUCACUGUAAAGCUGUGAUGCAUAGAAUGCAAUACGGAAGUCUUUGUCUUGCUACACAUACAUGGCAACGGAUUUUUAGGUUUGAUGUUCCCUUAGGAGUCUCGCAUGGCAAAUUUUCUUUGUCAUGUGGAGCAAACUUGUGAUGCAAAAGUUGCAAAACCCUUCCAGUGAAACACUUUUUUCAUACGAUAUGGAUCGCCGCGAGUGUGAAGAAUUUUCCGGCAAAUUGGCAGCGGAUUGCCCCCCUAACCGUCAUAUCAAACUGAAAAAAGCCCCCACGACCCCAUACUCAAAAGACAACUUGUGUUGCUGGAUUUGUGUACACAAAUGAACUUUGUAUUGCAGCGAGAGCUUUUCGGCGUAUUGUAAACGCAUUUGGGUACUACGCAGCCGGCUAGCAGCUGAGCAUGAGAAAGAAGUCCGACAUAGGCGAAAACGCAUGACAGACUGGCUGUACAGUGCGCCACAUGGGUGCCCUUUGCCUUGUGCGCAAGACAAAGCUGGUUUGUGGCCACAACUUAGCAUCACAAAUGUCCUUUUCGAUAUGGGGAGGGGAGAGCUUUCCUCACAAUACGUCAUGCUGAAGGUUUAUGGGUACGAGGAGGAUUUUCAACACCGAACGCCCGAGGAAGUGUUUCACCGGAACCUGUUGAUUCAAUUCUGCUAUCGAAUGCAAAUAUGACUGGGUCUCCUGGAAACUUGUGAUGCAAGUCAGUGAACAAUAAGUGCUCUGUAAUGCGCCGCCAUGCAUGACAAGUUUUUCCGUGCUUCUGUGCUGCGUAUUUCGCAUGAGAAACUUCUGCGCUUUUGCAUGACAGGCAAGCGGGCCUCUUGGUGGCCAUGCAAUACAGAGUGCAGAGUCAUGCCAGACUAGCAUGACAAAUCUCGUCGGAACCUUCCAGGAGACCAAGACAUGUUUGCAAUCCAUAUCUGCCUCGGGACCGCGUGCCGAGUGUUCUGCUACUUGUGUCUACUGAUGUUGAAGAACCAGGUAAACACGUUGCAGUGCUUGAAAAUGGGCUGGAAAUACGCAAAGCAUUUGUUGAUCAGCGGCCACGUGCAAGCGGCCCGGCGGGCUAGCACGCCAUCGAUUUGAGGUCAUGUUGUUGAGAAGUAGAACAUGAUCGAAAGUGUAAGAUGAAUUGGCAUAUCGUAGUUGUCAAGAAGUACUUACUUGUUCGACUCUGUAGUCUAUCGAAAAUGAAUCGUAGUUUUAUUUUUCCAUUUUUCCACUGUUUUAGGUGAUGUAAUUGUAGUCCAACCAGUUUCCAAAUCUGCGAUUAUACUGCGAUGAUCUCUUCAUGAUCUUCUCAUUCCCAUUUUCGUACUUCUUGGAUCAAAUCAAGCUUAUUUCUAGAGUCGUAAAAAUCGCACGUUUAUUUGCGCAUUGAUUUUUGUUUUUGAAGCAUCAUCAAAGAACCUCCAGAAGAUUGUGGAAGAAGUACAAGAGAAGCAACUGAAAAACACUCUGUCUCUUGAAACAGUACAUUAGUUUAUUUGCAGCCGGUGCCGGCUGCACAAAGUCAAAGAGGAGACUUUCUUGUCCUCAAUAAAGUUGUCACAACUACAUCGAAGGCAUGUAGCAUGCAGUUGUCGACUGCAAAAAUGCUCUUGAAGCUGCAAAGCUUUUCAAAUUCAAACGGCGAGUUGGAUCAAUCAAGCGAUGGCACAUGUUACUUGAAAUUCCUUUCCUUCCCAAAAGCUGUCUACACGCGCCGAGAGACGUUGACAAACAAUGCUUCUUCAAAAAAGUGCCACGGUACUAGUUUUCUAUGCGAAUCGAAUGCGAUUGGGACGAUGGUGGUGUGGGUGUCACUGUCAUGUAAGGAGGUAGAGAACCUUUUCUAAUAGGCAAAACUUUCCGGCGGUAGCGGUUGUACUCGAAGAAUUCGUUGCGGUUGUAAUUGUAAAGUAGUACUAUCAAUAAUUGAACAAUUACGCGACCACUUUUUUCCACCGGCGUGUAGUAAAUAUGAUUUACAAAAGCAGGCGUCUUCAAUUUGUUUCACCAGAGCGACAAAAGCAAAACUUCGUGAAUAGACAAUAAAUGCUACAACGAAGAACAAAUGGUUAACUCUAAAGAGAACGACGCUAAAAUUAAUUCAAAUCAAAUUCAAACCAAUUUCAAAUCUGCAAAGUUUUGUUGUUUUAGUGGCUUGAGGGAUAAUAAGAGGGUAAUAAAAAUCGAACUCUCGGCUGUCGCAAAUCGGCCAUCGAGAGAGUGAAAAAAAGCGCUGCAUCAGAAAGAGUGUCUCCUCGUCUCGCAAAAUUGCAAAGCGCAACUCGAUUCGGUAUUAUUCGGGCGAGUCGUCGCGCGCAGUCAUCAAGGCCCAGUGCGCGCCAAACUAACACGUUCGCGACUCUCUGCGGAGGCGUGUUCUGUAGAAAUUGGGUAGGCGUUCUCGCGUCUGCCCGACUUCUGGCAAUAAUUUUUGCCGUGUAAAACUAAAAGUCAAUGCGAAAAUCCCGCUAAGCGGGCGCCAGACUCUACUAAGAGCCUGGCGCCCCUUUCUCGGGAAACAAAGAUUGUGGCUGAUGGUCUCUGCAAACGUUGCUGACAAAGAAAAUGGCUUUCGAACACGCCCAAGUCGCCUGUCGCUCGGGCUGUCGGCUUUGCAGGAAAACAGUCUGUCACGCGCGGCCAUUGUUGGCGCGGUAGCUAUAGCUCUUCUCGCGAAGCCGACAUCACCGAGCCACCUCUUCAUCAAGAGCGACCACCAUGUGUGUCCGCGCUUCUCCCGAAAGUGCGCCGCGGAUGAGAAAACGGGUGGGGUCGCCCGAUGGGGCGCCCCUAGCUCGUAGCGCGCAGGUUCUGGCCCAACAAAUGCCCCCUCAGUGUUGAGCGUGAAACUUUUGCACAUCAAAGAAAGUCCGUGUCCCGAUAGAUGCGCCUCCUAAUGCUUUUUGUUGUUCAAUGAUGAUAAGUCGACUCCGCACCUCCAAAUCGAUGUAGGAUUGGUGCCGUUUUGUAUCGCUCGCACUGAAUGCUAGUAAUGGAAUUUUUUGAUUUUUGCGAUGCCGGUCAUCAUGUUCUGUUGCAUGACCGUGGUCGUGCGUAGCUUCGCAUGACAAACGAAAAUACGAAUACUAUCGCAGAAGUAGCAAGGUUUUUUUUUUGUGAAGGGGCACAAGAAAUCAAAAAGUAAAGUCGAUGGCAUUGGCGGUCGUCGAUGGCAUUGGCGGUCGUGUCCUUCGCAGCCUCGGUGCACAGGGUCAGGUCGUGCUCGAAGGUGCAGCUCGGGUCCAAACACGCCCCGAAAUCACGCUUCUUGAAACAGAUCGGCUUCGGGCGCGGCGCGCCGUACUUGCCAUAGCCCUUUCCACCACCCUUCAUGUCUUCGAAGUAGUUGUAACGGGCCGGGUAGUGCGACAUCCUUGUUUUUCGCAAAAAUAGGUCUUCGCGAUCUGGGUCAGGUUAGCGAUCUGGUUCUGUCGUUGUUCUGCUAGUAUUCUGCUGCACUUCAACAAUUAUUCAAUUCGGUUUAUUGUUCACGUCGUCUCCUUCAUCGUCGCUGCAGGAUCAACUUCUUUAUUAUCUGUUACUGGAUUUCGGAAUGAGGAUGAUCAAAAACACUUUGUUACUGUUGGCAGGAACACAGGACUACUCUUCACGUUUUACCGUUGUAUGUAGUGAGGUCACCGAACGGCUCUAA
Messenger RNA from Amoebophrya sp. A120, 16768 nucleotides. NCBI's taxonomy places the organism in Eukaryota, Dinophyceae, Syndiniales, Amoebophryaceae. The record is from the annotation of a GenBank genome assembly.